This is a messenger RNA of Astrephomene gubernaculifera, 3164 nucleotides long. The record is from the annotation of a GenBank genome assembly. Lineage: Eukaryota; Viridiplantae; Chlorophyta; Chlorophyceae; Chlamydomonadales; Astrephomenaceae.
UGUACCAUCAUCUUCUAAGACGAACGACAAGGAUAAAGCCAUGCACCAACUUAACAAUAUCGGAAACAAUUAACUGCGUUGACCACUCGUUUGCGACUCUGUGUAUGCUUUUUACCGAUUUCUCAAAACAAAGCAAUGGCGACUGCAGUGACCGACAGUGUGAAGGACGACAUCUUGCAACCUAUUAAGGAGGCCAAGACCAUCGACGAUCGUGGGCUGCGUUCCGGCUCGGCUUCUGGGGAAGUUCUCCGGCUGCAAAAUGUUAUUAAGGUCAAGGAUAAGGAGCUUGAGGAGGCGCGAAGGGAAAUUACAGCAUUGAAGGCGACCCUCAACUCCAAGGACAGGGCUCUUACCCAGAGCGAGCACGAGCUGCGCCUGGUUAGGGAACGAAAUACAAUCAUGGAGAGUGAGCUUGCGAAUAUGGCGAAGGAGCUCGCUUCGCUGAAGGUCGAGAAGCGUAAGGUGGAGGCCCACAUGACGAGUAUCGUGCGGAAGAGCGACAAGGAGCAGGCGAUGCCAGCGCUGCUGGCUCAGGAGAAGGCGGCGGUAGCAGCUGGCCACGGAAGCGCAUCCAGGGUAGGCCUUGCUUGGUUGACGGGCGCCGCGGCAGAUGCAGGCGAUGGGAAGAAGCAACACCACAUGGGCAUCUUCCCUUGUGACGGCAUGCAGCCAGUGCGCAGCAGCAGCGGCGGCUCGGAGGGCAGCGGCGGCCACGGUGGCGCCGGCCCGCUGCCCAGCUGCGAGCAGAUGGCUACCAUGCAGGCGGAUCUGCGCAUGGCCCGCUUGGACGGAGAGAAGACGGCGGAAGGAGUCAAGGUCCUGGAGAACAUGAUUCGCGCCAAGGAUAAGCACAUUGUUCAGCUGCAGCGCAAAGCGGAUGAGGCAGACGCCCUGCGUGACAAAUGCCUGGAGGUCGAGAACCGCUACCUCGAGACACUGAAGCAGCUGGAGGAGCAGCGGGCGGCAUGCAGGACCUCGGCGGACGUCAUCCUGCGCCGCGAUGCGGACAAGACGCGUCUGCUUGCGGAGCUUGAGAAGACGCGCGCGACGCUGGAGGCGGCCCAGGAGACGACGGCUCGCACCGGGGCCAUGCUGAAGGCUUCCGAGACGCGGUGCUCCGCUCUGGAGCAGGAGGUGGGGGUGCUGGUGGGGCAGCUGGCUCGCACUUCGGCGGUGGCGCAGCGGGUGGCGGUGGCGGAGGUCAGGGCAGGCUGCAAGGACGAGGGCACUGUGCACGUGACUCGGCACCUUGAGGAGAUGCGGUUCAUGGGCGGGGAGAUCGCCCGCCUGCAGGAGCGCAUCACGGCGCUGGAGAAGGAGCUGGCGGUCGCACACGAGCUUAAGGAGCAGUACCGCACCAUAUCCGAGAUGGCAGGCGCCUCCUCGCCUCGCGCCUUCUCACCGGGCGCCUCCUCCCCGGGUGCCCCGCCGCACAUUCCCCGCCCCGGCAGCGCCCGCAUCACCGCUGCACCGCGGCGGCCCCCUGUGUCUGCCAUCUCCCCGCGCCCCACCUCAGCCCCCCGGCCUGCCAACCCUGUCCGCGCCAGCACCAACAGCAUCCCCUCGACCCGGAGCGCCGGUGGCGCGAUCUUGAGGGACGGCGCCGCUGAUGCCGGCACCACUGCCAGCGGCAGCACCACCCCAAGGGGAUCUGCGGUGCGCGCCAGCGGCUCCAACACGACGCCCCGUCCUUCGUCUGCCAGGCACCAGGCCUGGGACGGCCAGUCGCCGACCAAGUCGAAGACCACGGGGUCAGCUGCGGCGUCGCCCGCCACUGCCCGCUCGACCAGCUACGUGUCGCGUACGGCCUCGAGUGGCAGCGCGCGCACGAUGACUACCAAGCUGGCGAAGCUGGCGUUGUCGGCGGGAGUGGUUGCGGGCUCGACGGCAGCGUCGCCAGCGCCGGAGGAGGGGGCUGUGGUGGCUGUGGUGAGUGUUGGCGGCGCGGUACAGGCUGAGGCGGAUGUGAAGGGGGUGGAGGGGGUGCUGGCUGGCGGUGAGAGCGCUGCUGAAGUGACGGUCUAGAGCUGCGCAGGGGAGGCGGACGUACCUGCGUUUCCGUACGUCCCAAGAGUAGGCGGCUUAGGGUGGGUGGGAAAGUCUGGCACGCAAGGCUUGGAGCUAUGCGUUCAGAUGGAAGAUUCAUUUAGUUGGGAGGACGUGUGGCUUUGUUAACUAUUGCGGCAGCCAGGGUGCAGCUACAUGCGUUGCAUCUGUCGCUCCUGCUGGUGCUAUUUUCGCUGAUAUGCAUUUGUUACGAACUUCUCUGGGUACUCGUCACGCGGUGGGCACCGGCGUGUAUUCAUAAGCUGUAGACUUUGUAGCACUUUGGACAUGUCACAUAGUUACAAUCACGAUGUCUGGACCGCAUUCUUCUCGUGAUACUGGAGUCGCACCUUUACCGUCGUACGUUAUCAAUCUGGUACAUGACCAGUUAUUAGAGAGCCACAGCCGUGAGGUUUGGUUGGUUAUCGUGAGUUAACGAUAAUUUGCAUGCGGCUGUAGCAUUGGUUGUGGAGUUAUGGAUUCGCUAUACACAGUUCCGAUUAGGCCUGACUCGUGUUGGAACGGUUUUUGCUAGUUUGCCCACCGACUUUUAACGAUACCGUACCGUCCGCAGCAAGCAUCGCUGCGUCCUUGUAGGGAACAUUGUGGCGGUGCUCGUGACGUGUGACCACACUCCUGAUAGACGACGGGGGUUCAUUCAUGUUUUGGCAACACCUACGCGUGUGACUAGGAGUGUUGCUUGUAGUCAUGCUUGUUGCCUAGUGCGCUGACUGGGCAGGACCCUACGACGUCGAAAUGGUGGAUGAGAGGUGACCCGCCGCUUCCCUACGCCACAUCAUGUUUCUGCGCUUACUGCGCAAGUCGUUUUGGUCCAUUCAUCCCCACUGUACGGCUGUCUGGGCCCCUAAGGUGCUGUAUUCAUUCUAACCGUACAGUAUUCAUGUAGAGGAUACUGGUGUGUCGUUUUAGUGUACCGUACGUCUAGGUCUCCCUUCUGGGUGAACGUUGGCUGACCACCUCAAGGUGCCCUGUGGUGCCUGAUGCGAGAUGCAGGCCAUAGUUAACUUAACCGUUGGCUAGGGUGGAAGGAGCCCAUAGCACGGGGGGAAAGGACGGCUAGGUGCCAUAAACGGCAUCCUUGUAAUAUUAACACCCCA